Striga asiatica is the source of this 513-nucleotide messenger RNA. The record is from the annotation of a GenBank genome assembly. Lineage: Eukaryota; Viridiplantae; Streptophyta; Magnoliopsida; Lamiales; Orobanchaceae.
AUGCUGGAAAUCGCGACCAGAUCCUCUCAAAGAACGGAGGAGCACUGCCGGAUACCAAACAGACGCUACCUCACGAUUCAGGCAGAGGGGAAGGUGAAAGUGGCUUCGGCCCCAGCGCCGGCCGCCUCGAGCCUGGGAAAAAACCCUGCGGCGUCGACUUGGCUAGGCGGCCUGAGAGUUUUGUUGGAAGUGCGGGAGAGGAAAAAGAAGAGGAAAGAGAAGCGUUUUUGCCGGUGGAAGCUCUGUUCGAAAGGGGUGUUUAGGGAGAGAGAAAAUUGGGAUAUUUUUAGUGGGCACUUCUCUCUUCUAAAAUCUUCUAAAAAACUUCUGACAAAAAAAUCAGAUCUGAAGAAAGUGUUCCCUCUCUUCUCCAUGCAACUCCCAUCCAUAGACUGUCGAUGGAGAAUCCAUGCUCCUUGCCUUCUCCUCCUUAUCUCUGUCCUGUUCUCGGGCAUGAGGACCGAUCUUCGGUGUCGUGCUCCAACACUUCGCCGGAGGGGGCUGGGUUGGUGA